AUGGCAGCAAUAUCCCCCGCCCCCGCCUCAACACCCACGCCCACACCCUCGACAGCCCCAACGCUCACGUCCCCCAACUUCGUCUUCCCACCACACUACUCCUUCCCGCCCUUCUUCACCCUCCAACCCGUCGCCAGCACACGCUCCUCCCAACUAGCCUCCUGGUCCACGCUCAUCCAAUCCUACUGCCGCCACAACCGCAUCUUCACCCUCUCCCUCAUCGACGCGCUCCCCACCCCGCUCUUCACAAACACCACGCUGCGACGCAGCCUCUCCCUGCGCGACGCAAAAGCCAUCAUAACCUACAUGGCCUCCCCCGAAGGCGGCAACCGCGCCGAGUUCAUCAACACGAGUUCCUCGAAGAAGGCGAAGGCGGGGGAAGAGAGCGAGGGUGGCAAGGCGUGGAUAUAUUGGCGGAGGCCGGAGGAGUGGGCUGCGGCGUUGGAGGAGUGGGUUGAGAGGACGGGGCAGAAGGGUACGGUGCUUACGCUGUAUGAGAUUGUCGAGGGGGAUGCGAGUCGGCGGGAGGAGUUCUUUGGCAUGGAUUUGGAGUUGUUGCAGAGGAGUUUGGGGGUUUGUGUUAAGAGGGGGAGGGCGCAGGUCUUUGGGUCGGGGGGUGAAGGCGAGGGUGUCAAGUUCUUUUGA
This is a messenger RNA of Alternaria incomplexa, 645 nucleotides long. RefSeq lists its product as uncharacterized. Gene Ontology annotation, biological process: protein transport to vacuole involved in ubiquitin-dependent protein catabolic process via the multivesicular body sorting pathway. The transcript has a single exon. Gene Ontology annotation, molecular function: protein homodimerization activity; structural molecule activity. Bases 1 to 645 code for a protein of 214 amino acids. Lineage: Eukaryota; Fungi; Ascomycota; Dothideomycetes; Pleosporales; Pleosporaceae. The record is from RefSeq and is a predicted model, not a curated record. Gene Ontology annotation, cellular component: ESCRT II complex.